UGUAUAGCUCUGGUAAAAACAGAUAUUUCAGCACCACCCUAUCUGAUAUUCGUAUGUUAAGACCUGAUGACAGAUCAUGAUGUUUAAUAUAUCUAUAUAUAUGAAUUAAAUUUGAAGCACUAGACGAGCGAAUUGAAGAAAAUAUGCUCAUCUCUGAAACAUAAUUCAAUGAACAAUUCCUAUUUAAUUACUUUGUCAGAGAAGUGAAAUAGACAUAAAUUCGUUUUUUUUUUUUUGGAACUCUGAUUUGGAGAAUCGGUCCGAAAGUUCUCUUAGACAUUUGGGCGAAGGAGAUGGCAACGUCAAGGAUUGGAUUGGCUCCUUGGUUCCACAAUAAGGUCAUCGAUCCUCUUCUCCAAAUCCUCCGCAGGGGUGCUGAGCCAAAGCAAUUGGCAUUCUCUACUGCUCUUGGCAUUACCAUGGGAGUAUUUCCUAUAUGUGGGGUGACUGUUUUUCUAUGUGGGAUGGCUAUUGCAUUGCUUGGAUCUCGUUGCCAUGCCCCAAGUGUAAUGCUGGCAAACUUUAUUGCAACUCCGAUAGAGUUGAGCCUGGUGGUACCGUUCUUACGCUUUGGUGAAAUUCUCUCUGGUGGGCCUCAAUUUCCCUUGACGGCUGAUGCUUUGAAGAAGGUUUUGACCGGCCAAGCCUCUUGGGAAGUCCUCUUAAGUGUAGCACAUGCGUUGCUGGGAUGGCUUGUAGCGGCACCCUUUAUCCUGGCAACCCUCUAUGUGAUUCUUCUUCCGUGUUUCAAGCUCUUGGUUCACAAGUUUAGCUCCAUUCCUUCAAGCCCAAAUAAACAACCUAAUUCACCCUCAAAUGUUAGGCUGAAGCCAAGGCCACACUUGGAUACAAACUAACGAAAGUAUGAAGUUGAUUCACGAUCAUGACAGCCAGGAAAAUGAUGCAUUUCUUUACAUUGCCCAGCAUUUUGGGAUGUACUCCUAUGUCGAAUCAUUUAUGUGGUUCCAAGUUGGACACAAGUUGAAGUUCACUUAUUAUGAAGUUCUUUUUUUCUCA
This is a messenger RNA of Carya illinoinensis, 1017 nucleotides long. RefSeq lists its product as uncharacterized. The record is from RefSeq and is a predicted model, not a curated record. Bases 294 to 857 code for a protein of 187 amino acids. Gene Ontology annotation, cellular component: intracellular membrane-bounded organelle. NCBI's taxonomy places the organism in Eukaryota, Viridiplantae, Streptophyta, Magnoliopsida, Fagales, Juglandaceae. The transcript is spliced from 6 exons.